Bipolaris maydis ATCC 48331 is the source of this 1538-nucleotide messenger RNA. RefSeq names its product mannitol dehydrogenase C-terminal domain-containing protein. Gene Ontology annotation, biological process: mannitol catabolic process. The record is from RefSeq and is a predicted model, not a curated record. Lineage: Eukaryota; Fungi; Ascomycota; Dothideomycetes; Pleosporales; Pleosporaceae. Gene Ontology annotation, cellular component: cytosol. Gene Ontology annotation, molecular function: mannitol-1-phosphate 5-dehydrogenase activity.
CUCCAGUUCCCUCACCCCACCUCAUCCUUCUUCUUCUCCCUCUUCCCCUUCUCUUCACCACACCCUACUCUCAGUCCAAACAGAUCAAGUUGACGCUUGCCCCUAGCACCACAAUCCACAAUCCCACCUGCCCCUCAAUCACACACCUCCAUCAUGUCGUACGAGAAGAAGGCAGUCCACUUUGGCGGUGGCAACAUCGGCCGUGGCUUCGUCGCCGAGUUCCUUCACAACUCGGGCUUCGAGGUCGUCUUCGUCGAUGUCAUGGACUCCAUCAUCGAAUCCCUCCAAAAGACACCCUCAUACACUGUCACCGAGAUUGGCGACGAUGGCGAGCGCAAAUUCACCAUUGACCACUACCGUGCCAUCAACUCCAAGCACGAGAUGGACAAGGUCAUUGACGAGAUUGCCUCUGCUGAUGUCGUUACCUGUGCUGUCGGCCCCAACAUUCUCAAGUUUGUUGCUGAGCCCGUUGCCAAGGCUAUCGAGAAGCGCACCCUCGACUACCCCCUCGCCGUCAUUGCCUGCGAGAACGCAAUCAACGCUACAACCACAUGGAGGGGCUUCAUCGAGGGCAAGCUGAGCGAUGACACCAAGAAGAACAUUGACAGCAAGGCCCGCUUCGCCAACUCGGCUAUUGACCGAAUUGUCCCACAGCAGCCUGAGAACUCCGGCCUCAACGUUGUCAUCGAGAAGUUCCACGAGUGGUGUGUUGAGCAGAAGCCAUUCGAGAACGGUGGCAAGAAGCCAGAUGUUAAGGGUAUCCACUACGUCGACAACCUCGAGCCCUACAUUGAGCGCAAGCUCUUCACUGUCAACACUUCACACGCCACUGCCGCCUACUACGGACACCAGAACAAGAUCAGCUACAUCCACGAGGUUCUCCACGACAAGAAGCUUCACGACAUUGUUCGCGACGCUGUUAGGGAGACUGCUCACUUGAUCAUCAACAAGCACGGCGUCAGUGCCUCAGAGCAAGACGACUAUGUCGAGAAGAUCAUUAAGCGCAUCUCCAACCCCGUCCUCAAAGACAAUGUAGAGCGUGUCGGCCGUGCUCCUCUUCGCAAACUCUCCCGCAAGGAGCGAUUCAUCGGUCCCGCUGCCCAGCUGGCCGAGAGGGGCGACAAGGUUGAUGCUCUGCUUGGCGCCGUCGAGCAGGCCUACCGCUUCCAGAACGUCGAGGGUGACGAGGAGUCUGUCGAGCUCGCCAAGAUUCUCAAGGAGAACUCUGCCGAAGAGGUUGUCACCAAGGUCAACGGUAUCGAAAAGGACCACCCCCUAUUUGAUCGUCUUGUUGCCAUCGUCAAGAAGGUGCAGAGUAGCAGCUGAAUAACCGCCGGUAAACUCUAGGGAGUUGCCACUGCGGCGGAUGAAAAGGAGACUGGAGAGAAGGGACCACUGAGGUUCAUGUAUGGUGGGGGGGAUCAAUGAUGCCUUGAGCAAAGGCUCCAUCUGGCAGAGUUUCGACCAAAAAACAUGACAUUGACGGGGAUCAAUGUCUUACUUAAUGAGAGUAUGAUAUGAAUAAUGAAAUAUACCCA